AAUCCUAGAGCGCAAGAAGUCAUUGACAAGUGUGUGGAACAAAUGGAAGACGAGGAGAUUAUUGAACAGAGACCUAGUUCAUGGGGAUCUGCUGUUACCAUCGUAGCAAAAGCUGAUGGCACUCCUCGAUUCUGCGUUGACUACCGCUCUACUAUUAACAAGAGUUUAAUUCGAAAAUCUUGGCCCAUGCCAGAUAUAGAAUCCCAUAUUGAUACCGUUGGAGGUGCAAAAUUUAUUACUGUCUGCGAUAUUCAGUCAGCCUACCACCAAAUUGAAGUAGACGAAGCAGAACAAGAAAAGACCGCUUUUGCGACACACAAACGGAAAUGGGUUUUCGAACGCCUCCCGGUCGGGAUUGCGAAUGCUCCUUUUCUGUUUGCCCGUAUGAUGUCUCUGGCAUUCUCUCACUUCGGACCACGCAGUGGACUUGUGGUGUAUAUGGACGACGUUAUUUGCUGCAGCUCAAAUUGGGAGAGCCAUCUAACCUUAUUAGAAAGCAUACUCCAAGCACUCCAAGCGGCCGGUCUUACCUUGAAACCCUCCAAAGUACAAUUGGGACCACAGGAAGUUAAAUACCUGGGGCACAUACUGUCUGCCAAAGGGAUUCGCAUUGGGGAAGAUCGUAUACAAUCUAUUUUCGACUUGCCUGUACCUAAAACAAUCAAAGCACUUCGCUCAGAAUUGGGAAUGGUAAACUAUGUGAGGAAAUAUAAACCCGACCUUUCUACGGUCAUCGCACCGCUAGUCGAACUCACACAAAAAGAGCAUGUAAAAUCAAUCGCAAAACGUUGGAGCCAGGAACAUGAUGAGGCUUUUGCAGACAUCAAACGUUUACUCAGCAAAGCACCUGUGUUAUGUUUCCCUGACUUUACCAAAGACUUCGUGGUUCACGUAGAUGCUAGUGAAGUUGGUGCAGGAGCAUUCCUGGGCCAAAAGAACGGCGACGAUGUGAAUAUUAUCACUUUUUUUAGCCAACGAUUUAACAAAGCUCAACGUCACUACUCUGCGACGAUGAAGGAAUGCUACGGUGUGGUCUUGAGUUUACAACACUGGCGACCCUACUUACGGGGCAGACAUUUCGAAAUUGUCACGGAUCACGCGGCAUUGAGAUAUUUGUACACAAUGCAAGACACGUCUAAUAUGCUGACCANAAUUCUGUUUCAGAACGAGUUGCUUUUGAACUAGCGCGCCGUAACCUAUCGGAACGCACACAAAAACAAGCUGCCAAGAACGCUGAACUGCGCCCUAUCCCUGUGUUUAAUCCUGGUGAUCUAGUACUUGUGUACCGCCCAUACCAGGAUUCGGAUGGACCAAAUCCGAAAAAAUUGUUACCGUGGAGAGGACCUUACGUCAUCUGCUCUAAAUUAUCACCAGUUGUAUAUAGAGUGAGACGCCAGAACGAAACUCGAGAAGUUUCGGUCCAUUUAGCCCACAUUACACAAUACUACGCCAGGAAAACGUCACCUGCGCCAGACUUUGAUAAACUUUCCGAGUUUUUCUCAGGACGCCAGAUUCCGUUGCCCGAGCUAGACCAUCCCGACGAAGCUCAACCGAAAAUUAAAUCCUACGUCGUUGACAAAGUGGUCAGCCAUAAGAGUGGUAGGGGGCCGAAAACCCCGUACAACUACAAGUAUCGUUUGCGUCUUCGAGGAUACGGCCCUGAGUCAGACCUUGAAGAUAUAGCAGACGAAAUUCCACAAUGUCAAGCGAUGAUAACUGCCUACCGAAUCCGCUGUGGUUUGGACAUCGUGCAGUCUGAUAAAUCUUCGUCUCAUGCCCCAAUAGAACAGGAAGACCCCAAAUCACCCAGUAAAACAGGGAAACGAAAACGAAAACAAGCAACUACUUCUCAAGAACCUUAGUCGGAAAUUGGUGACGCAAAGUGGCUCUGAGCCAUUGAACAAAACCAGGAAACGACGACGAAGGCGCCUACAGGAGGUUCCAUCACCCAAUUCGCGUUCUGCUAUGACACAGAGUGAUGCCCAAUUACCCUGCCGUGCUAGCAACCGAAAACGAACUAGGACCAGGAAACUAAACGAGUAAUUUAUUCUGUCGUUCCUAACAGUUGCCAUAUCUAUCUGUACCGACACUUGGGACAUUUUCUACUACUUUAAUUUUGUGUUAUGUUAACACAGGACCAGUAGCCACGGUGGUGGGUUGUAUCCAUUGGAAACAGCCUAUUUUUUUUUUAAAGUGUUUAGGGAAGCACUCACGAGGAGAGUCGAACUAAACCACCGUUAUCCCAAGAUCGUAUUUUUGAUGAAUAGAUAAGNUCUACUACUUUAAUUUUGUGUUAUGUUAACACAGGACCAGUAGCCACGGUGGUGGGUUGUAUCCAUUGGAAACAGCCUAUUUUUUUUUUAAAGUGUUUAGGGAAGCACUCACGAGGAGAGUCGAACUAAACCACCGUUAUCCCAAGAUCGUAUUUUUGAUGAAUAGAUAAGCUUGCCAGAGGGUCACCUCAUUACAAGCUCAUCCCUCAUCGAGAUCUUAUUUUAGAUGAAUAGAUAAGCUUGCCAGAGGGUCACCUCAUUACAAGCUCAUCCCUCAUCGAGAUCUUAUUUUUGAUGAAUAGAUAAACUUGCCAGAGGGUCACCUCAUUACAAGUUCAUCCCGCAUCAAGAUCUUAUUUCCCGGUGAAUAGAUAAACUUGCCAGAGGGUCACCUCAUUACAAGUUUAUUCCUCACCAAAAUCUUAUUGUAUGAUGGAUAGACAAACUUGCCAGAGGGUCACCUUAUUACAAGUUUAUCCCUCAUCAACCCCACAGCAUAGCAUGCUACACGAGCAUGAUCAUGCGAAAUAUUAUUGUACACUUGCUGUCAUCAUGUUAGCCCAGUACACAAAUUGUUUUUUUUCUAGACUCUACUAGUAUGGACCACAUCUAUCACCACUCCGUCUGAGGACUCCGUAUUUUUUUAACACGCGUUCACAUCUUUAGCACAGAUGGAGUUGUGGCGCAUAGAGGGGGCGGUGAUGUGGAGGACACCUGUCGGGAGUAUAACCAACCAUGAGUGCACANCAUCUUUAGCACAGAUGGAGUUGUGGCGCAUAGAGGGGGCGGUGAUGUGGAGGACACCUGUCGGGAGUGUAACCAACCAUGAGUGCACAUACAAAGUGUAGGAAGAUAUAGCUCCAUCGGGGUAUCUUGUCACUGGGAGCGUGACAAGAAACGCACCGUCGGAGAUUUGUCUCUUCCGAAGUUCAUGGCCACUUGCCGAAAGGAGAAGCGGAGAGUGUUCGACUCUCCUCUCCCUCUGCUCUCUCUGGCCAGUCAUUCUUUUUACCCUCUUCUCCUCGUUUACAUAUCACGAGAGGAAAUAGCCUCCCCCUGGCAGUGGGAUAAUACUGCCAAGGCACCGGCCUCUGUCUCCGACAGUAGCCAGGGUCCCUAUACCGUAUUCAUUCACUGUUAAGCCUUGUUCCCCACGUGUGCCCAUCUCUCAAUACCCAUCACUGCACUGUGGCCAUCGACGUAUAGACUCGUCUACACGACAGCAGUAGUCGUCAUGUCAUCGCGCCGUUCGUAACGCUUUGUGCCCUCAUGUCUCGCACACUGGGAAGGCGACCGAAGAGAAAGAGGACAGCGAUGAUGCAGGAACACAUCGUGAGAUGCAUCCAGCGCGCAAGAGUAAGUUGAAGCCUCUUGGCUGUUAGGGUCACAUUAGUCGCAGCAGUGAAUACCUUUGUAGUCUUGUCAUCCCUUGUUUGUUCUGCUGUGUGUUACUCCAUUCGUUACGAACGAUCGGUGUGUCGCCCUGUUCAUAUUCCGACGUCAUUGCCGCGAAGAAAGGUGAACGCUCCAGACCGUCCAAAAGCGAACAGAUUGCGUCGGAGUCUAAUAUUUUCCUUGUUGUGUUUUCGAAUGCUGUUGGGUGCAAGGAUGCCGAGAGGACUCCGACGAGGAGGAGGAUGACGGCGACGUGGAGGAUUCGGACGAAG
Messenger RNA from Ectocarpus sp. CCAP 1310/34, 3940 nucleotides. The record is from the annotation of a GenBank genome assembly. Lineage: Eukaryota; Phaeophyceae; Ectocarpales; Ectocarpaceae.